GGUUAUGAACUACUGGGACAUCGGGAAAGAGCGAGUACGAAAUUGUGGUAGAGGUAAACAGCAGAAGUUAUCGAGAGAUCUCCAACCGAUGAGACGAUGAUGCUUUGCUGAAGUAUGUAGACAUUAGAUUCGUUUAAUCGACGCGAGCAUAAAUACAUCCUGGAAUGAAACAAUGGCCUUUUGAUGUGGUAAGAAUCGAGUCACAGGUUUUGUUCAGCAUUCCUCCCCGGCCGACGCGCUGGGGGAACAACGCGACCGAGUAAUGCUUUCACUUUUCUUACGAGAAGAUGGAUGAAAAAUCCUACUACAGUCGGCUCUUCAUUGCACUGGUGAUGGUGUUAUUGUUCGGCGUGAUUGUGUUACAAUAUGUUUGUCCUACGUCCGAUUGCCAGCUGCUACACCUGGCAUCAUUGUCCUCCAGACUGGGGAGUCGAACUCCGGGGAAUCACAACGGAGCCAGUGCGGGAGAUCCGUACAGUUCAGAAGACGGCGCAUUGGCUCGAUUCGUGCCGCGUUUUAAUUUCACAACUAAAGACCUUUAUCGCGUUGUAGACUUCAACAUUAAGGGGGAUGACGUUAUAGUGUUCCUUCAUAUUCAGAAGACCGGUGGGACGACGUUCGGCCGUCACCUGGUCCGCAACAUUCAACUAGAGAGGCCGUGCGAGUGUCACGCGGGCCAGAAGAAAUGUAUGUGUUACCGGCCAGGUAAACGGGACACUUGGUUGUUCUCGCGCUUCUCCACCGGCUGGAGCUGCGGUCUGCACGCGGACUGGACGGAGCUCACCAACUGCGUGCCUUCCUUCAUGAGCUUUCGAGAGUCUCAGGAGAAGCACAAAACUCCCAGCAGGAACUACUAUUACAUCACAAUCUUAAGGGAUCCGGUUUGGAGAUACCUCAGUGAGUGGAGACACGUUCAGCGUGGUGCCACCUGGAAAGCCUCUAAACACAUGUGCGAUGGCCGUUUACCUACCUUGAAUGAGCUGCCCAGCUGUUAUUCUGGUGACGAUUGGUCAGGUUGCACGUUGGAGGAAUUCAUGGCAUGUCCUUAUAACCUUGCCAACAACAGACAGACCCGUAUGCUGGCAGACCUCAGCCUGGUGGGUUGUUAUAACCUCUCAAUAAUGAGUGAGAGCCAACGUUGGGCUCUACUGCUGGAAAGUGCCAAGCGCAACUUGCGAAACAUGGCCUUUUUCGGCCUGACCGAAUAUCAGCGUAAGACGCAGUACCUCUUCGAACAAACUUUUCGCCUGUCUUUCAUCGCACCAUUUACGCAGCUCAAUGGCACUCGAGCUACGAGUGUAGAGGUGGAACCGGAGACCCAGCAGAGGAUUCGGGAACUGAACCAGUGGGAUGUGGAGCUGUACGAGUACGCACGUGACCUCUUCCUCCAGCGCUUUCAGUAUGCGAGACAGCAGGAGCGCAGAGAGGCUCGCCAGCGACGUAUGCAGGAGAGGCGCAAGUUGCGUGCCAAAGUGAGGCCAUGGUGGGUGGGAACUGGAAAAGGUGUUUUUAACCCCACCAAGGCGCCGCAGCCGACUGAACAAUAUUCUGUUAAGAGUUUUUCAGAGGAAAAACAAAUAGAGACAGAAAAUAAACUGGAGCGUGAGCCUGAAGGGCAGGUAGAGGACACCUGGUUAGAGGAAGAUGACAGUCAAACCAUGCUGGACUAUUUAGAAAACGUUGAACAGUGGCGGUAGCUAAUAGGUAUUUGGGGUUAGGGUUGAUAUUACAAUACUUAAUGGAAAAUUGUGAUUCCAGUUUACUACUAAUCCUUUAAGCUUCAAUCACUGCUAAUAUGGAAAUAUUAGCACAUACGGGUUAUUAAUUGCAUUUCUUACUGUUUUUCGUAGUCGCAGGUGUUCUGUGAAAUUCACAGCCAAAAUGUCUUACUCAAAACACCACUUUCAAAUAUCAGAUUUUGAAUCAUUGUCUUGAAGCAUGGCUUGUCUUGUGAACUGAAGAAAUACACACAGCCCACCUGAGGAGGGUCUAUACAUUUCAUGCUGCAUCAGGGAAGCUUUUAUUUUAAUUGAUGCACUGCAAAUCAUUAUGGAUGAAACGUAUGUGCUAAAUAUGAAAGCCUUAGCUUGCUAUUAAAA
Paramisgurnus dabryanus is the source of this 2099-nucleotide messenger RNA. RefSeq names its product heparan sulfate 6-O-sulfotransferase 2 (gene hs6st2). The record is from RefSeq and is a predicted model, not a curated record. Gene Ontology annotation, cellular component: membrane. Gene Ontology annotation, molecular function: heparan sulfate 6-sulfotransferase activity. NCBI's taxonomy places the organism in Eukaryota, Metazoa, Chordata, Actinopteri, Cypriniformes, Cobitidae.